Hyaloscypha bicolor E is the source of this 702-nucleotide messenger RNA. RefSeq lists its product as uncharacterized. The transcript is spliced from 2 exons. NCBI's taxonomy places the organism in Eukaryota, Fungi, Ascomycota, Leotiomycetes, Helotiales, Hyaloscyphaceae. Bases 1 to 702 code for a protein of 233 amino acids. The record is from RefSeq and is a predicted model, not a curated record.
AUGUCUCCCCGUUAUACUCCCCUCUCUCACGAAGACUCAGACGAAGAGUCCUCUCCCGAGGAGCAUCUUCUCUCAAUAUCCAGCAUCAAUUCAAGACACACCGAACCACCCUCAACAUGUUCCACAACAUUCAAACCAGCUCUCGUUCUCCGUUUGGCGUCCUUGGUCAUGGGGAUCAUCGCAUUCAUCAUCUUCAUCGUCGAUGGCAAUACUCCCUUCAUCGCCACGGACAUCGUUCUGGCCUUCAUCAUGAUCCUGGAUUUCUCCAUGAUCAUCCAUCACGCCAUCUCUGACGUUUUCCAAGUCACUAUCCACCUGCGCCACGGGUCUUGGAAGGGUGAUAUUCGAGGGCCCGAAAAGUCGAACGCAGCAUGGUACAUCGAUAUUGCGAUCACUCUCGCUCUGACCAUUUCUCUUAUUGUUGGAACCGCUGUUAGUUGGGGUGGAAUAUGGAUCGCGGCUGCCGUUUUUGGCUACAUCAUUAUAAUUCUGCAUAUUCUACUUGCAAUUCCCUUUAUCCGCAAGAACAAUUUGACUGUCACAAUCUCGGCCAAGCUCAACAAGGUGGCAGAAAAGAUCGCAGCGCAUUCAGGCAUUUCGGCUCAGCCAUCAGGUAGACCUACCGGCUCUGAUGCUGGCUCUGCUAGAGGAAGGACAGUGGAGGUUGGUGAGCCGAGAGAACCAGUGGAAGAUCUUGUUUAG